Molecule: messenger RNA, 1110 nt
Organism: Patella vulgata (common limpet)
Lineage: Eukaryota; Metazoa; Mollusca; Gastropoda; Patellidae
Exons: 3
Coding region: 91-1110 (339 amino acids)
Source: RefSeq, a predicted model, not a curated record
UAAAAAUACCUUUAUUUUCUCUUUUCAUUUUGUACAACAGUUGCAAACACUCCAGUCAGCACGAGUGGUCCUUCUAAGAGCACUGCCACUAUGCCCGUCGCCACUCAGGCUGAGCCACAGCUUGUGCCACUGGAGAACCCUGCCUCACCUUCGUCACCUGCGUCACAUGACCCCACACCCGAAGUUCUGGUGCGAGAGGAGCCUGUGGAGGAGCAGAAAGAGGCUGAUGGUCAUGCCAAGGGCAAGGGCAAGAAGCCGAGAAAGCCAAGAGGUCCCAAGAAGGAGUGGAAGUUGCCACCUGACACAGAACAGGAUCUGGUUGAGUGGAUGCGAGACAGAAGUUACUUGUGGAUGCGCAGUCAACGUGACUACAAGAAAAAGACAGAAGCCUGGGAAGCUAAAGCAAAAGAAAUUGGUAUCUCGACUGACUACCUCGGGCACUGGUGGAAGAACUUGAAGGACUGGUACGUCAGGCUGAUCAAGGUUGCCAGUGGCCAGGAGCGCAAGCUUCUCACCGACAGGGACAAGUGGGUGCUGAAUAAUAUUUCCUUCUACAAAGCUGCCAUACCUGAUGAAGAAUCUGACACUGUCAUGCAGAUCCGACGUACUGCUGCUGCUGGCUCUACUACUGGUUCUGCCGCUGGUUCUGCCUCCACGUCCACAGCAAGACCCCCUCUGCUAUCCUUGGAUGACCCAGCUGAGACGGAGAGACAGUCAGGCAAUGUGCUCGAAGACCUCGAGAGGGAGGCAGCAGAGCUCGGAUCAGUCAACUCUAGUUUCCAGCACAGGAAGAGGAGGAGGAAGGAGGACGAGGCGGAGAGCUGGAUGCCCGAACUUCGUAAAAAUCUUCAGACCAACCAAACACUCCUUGCAAAGCUGAUGGAAAAAAUGCUCGAGGACAAGGAGAGGGAGAAGAGCCAGCGUGAACCCUUCAUAAGCUAUGUCACCCAGACUCUCAGGUCUUGCAGUCUUCAAGACUUCAACAAUGUCAAAGAGCUCAUAUCGGAUAUACUGAAACAGAUAAAGGCUCAAUCUGAAAGACCCUCAGCUUCCACUUCGGCUCCUCCAACUUGCACAGCCGCCUCCUUUGGGCAGUAUCAUCACUUGUAA